Molecule: messenger RNA, 2818 nt
Organism: Neolamprologus brichardi
Lineage: Eukaryota; Metazoa; Chordata; Actinopteri; Cichliformes; Cichlidae
Source: RefSeq, a predicted model, not a curated record
AUGAAGUCCAUCGCCAUCAUGGAGCUGCAGGGCGGCGCCAUCGAGCUCGACAGCGACAUGGCUGACAUCACCCAGAGCUUCCCGACAGAGAGCAUGCUGGGAGGAGAGGAAGAUGGCGACCUGCUGGCGGGGGAGACGGACACGACGAUCUCCAAGCUCGGCGGUCUGGCCUCCUCAGAGCUCGACGGCGUAUCUGCAGCCGGCCACAUAGCCUCUACACUGGGGAUCAACCCACACGCGCUCCAGAACGCUCUCUCUGCUGCAGCGCUGCUGGGCUACUGGGCCGAGGUCUGGACUCUGUGUGAGGCGCUGUGGGGCCGGCUGGGCCCCUCGGAUCAGGAGGCCGAGGUGCUCAGCGAGUACGAGCGGCAGCUGGAGAGGAGGCGGAGCUUCUCGGCCUGGCUGUCCCGCGGCGCCUCCCACAGGGUGGAGGAGGAGGUGGUUUUGGCCGGGAAAGGUCGCCAUGUCGACGCAGUUUUCAGCUACCUGACGGGAAACCGCAUCAGCGAGGCGUGCCGACUCGCCCAGAAGGAAGGAGACCACCGUCUGUCCCUGCUGCUGUCUCAGGCCGUGGGCUCUCAGUACUGCAGGGACCUUCUCGCCCUUCAGCUCGCCGAUUGGCACCGCAUGCAGACCGACUGCUACCUGCCCGAGGAGCGACUCCGCAUCUUCGCUCUGCUCGCCGGGAAACCGGUGUGGCAGUCCACCGACUCUUUGGUGAACGUGUGCGCCGAGCUGGACUGGAAGCGCUGCGUGGCGGUCCACCUUUGGUUCAUGCUGCCCCCGACUGCCUCUGUGGCCGACGCCCUCGCCAGAUACGAAGCCGCCUUUCAGGGCUCGUGUGAGGCGGGGAAGUACGCCUGUGCACCCCUGCCUCCAUACCUGGAGGCGGAGCAGCCAGAUCUGGAGGAGUCGUCCAACCGGCCGCUGUACGACCUCUGCUUCCACCUGCUCAAACUCUACAGCGACAGACACUACGGCCUGCAGCAGCUGCUGGAGCCUCUCGCCGUCACCUGGGAGCGCCUGGACUACCGCCUGAGCUGGCACCUGUGGGGCGUCCUGCAGGCGCUGCACUACACCCACCUGAGCGCCCCACGGCAGGGCCUCCUCCACGCCAGCUACGCCGCGCAGCUGGAGAGCGCCGGCCUGUGGCACAUGGCCGUCUUCAUCCUGCUGCACAUCCCCGAGCACACUCAGAGGGAGCGAGCUGUGAGGGAGAUGCUGGCGCUGCACUGCCCCCUGCAGGAGACGGAGGACUCGGUGCGCAGGGAGCGCUUCCUGACCGAGCAGCUGCUGAUCCCGGAGCAGUGGAUCCACGAGGCCAAGGCCACCCGAGCCCACCGCGACGGCGACAGACACCAGCAGGCCCUGCACCUGUACCGAGCCCGAUACUGGAACCAGUGCCACCGCCUGCUGAUCCAGCACCUGGCCUCAGAUUGCAUCAUCAACGAUAACCACGACUACCUCCUGGAGUUCCUGGAGGGUCUGGCGCUCCCCGAGCACUGCGCCACCAUCCAGGACUGGGACACAGCAGGGGGGGUUUACCUCGACUACAUCAGAGUCAUAAAGACUCUGCAGGACAUCCAGCAGAUGGAAAACGCCGGCUACGAGCUGGAGCGUCUCUACACCGAUGUGACGUCUCUCUGCAGCAGGAUCGAGCUCCUGCCCUGCCGCACCGCUAAAGACCGCCUCGCCCAAUCGGAAAUGGCGAAGCGCGUGGCGAACAUCCUGCGUGCGGUGCUGAGCCUGCAGCAGGGCGAUACGGCCGACUCCCUCAGCAUCCCGCUCGCCCAGCUGGCGCCGCACAUCAGCCGCCUGCCGAUGCCCGAGGACUACACGCUGGAGGAGCUGCGAGGCCUCACGCAGUCGUACCUGCGACAGCUCAUCGUCAGCCAAUGAGAGCGCAGGGCGGGACGAGAAGCUUCGGCUGCUCGAACGUCUUGAAACUGACACCAUAUAAAAGAUGAGGCGAGCCGUGUGUGACCUUUAACCCCACGUCUGUCAGUCUUUUAGCUUGUUCUCAGAUUUAAAACCAAACAGGAAGUGACACGAGAUUUGCAGUGACAUCAUAGAUACCAGUGAGAGAAAAAAGGUUCAAAUACUUCCUGAGUGAUCAUCAGAAUUUAUUCUUCACUUUAUUUUCAAUAAAAUAAAACGACCUCGAGCUCCGUGAUGAAGGGCUGCAGGUUUGAAUCCCUCCACCAGAGGCCGCCGACGUUCCUCUGCAGGAACCUCAGGCUGAGGCUGGAGCUGAUCUUUCCCAUCAAACCACCUUCAGUUUAAUCGUUCAGCGUAUUUGUUCUUUUCAUUCUUUCAUUAGUUUCUCCUGAAACAUCAGGAUCAUGUGAUCAGACUCAAACCUGCUGACUUAAAUAUUAAUAAACAGGAAACUGGGGGAAGAAACGGGACACGAGCAGCUCAGAGUAAACGAAGCUCAAUCUUUAACGUCCAGAAACGCUCCCCGCUGACAGCAGUCUCCUCCCCUUUCUGUUAAACUCCACGUGACCCCAACUCGUUUGACCUCUGACCUUCAGAGAGCGGGUCGACGUGGUGUUUCCCCCUCGGUGGGUUUAGAAGCGGCCGUCUGUGUGUGAUCAGAGCAGGUGGCGGUGGAUGUGUAAAAUGUUGACGCUCUAUUUUUGUAGGUGUGUUUCUGUGUGGAUGUAACUCAGAUCGUUAGUGUCGCAGCUUUAAAGUAAAGAGUUUCCUCCCAAAGCGAGCCGCCGGCCCGAGAUUCACUGUAAUUAUAUAAAUAUUGUAUAUUUUUGGAAAUCAAACGGGAAUAUCAGGUCGUUUUUAUCCCUCGAUUAUUAUCAGA